UAAAAACUUCACAUACCGUAUGAGUUUGAUCAGUCAGUGAGGGACAGAUUGCCUUUACUAGCUAGCUAUGUAGUUAGGUCGUUUACAGCUAAUUAUACCGAGUAAUUCAUGCAGUCAGGGGGCAGUCAUUUUUAUAAUUUAACACAUAGCUACGCUACUACAAAUUACCCGUAUUAUCAGCAUUUUAACACAAUCUGCACGCUUCGCUGAAAUGCUUCUCCUGGUCGGCGUAAGGGAUGGAAGGGCUAACAGAAGUGUGAUAUGCGUCCUGCUGCCCAUGGCUGUCGCGGUGUUGCUGUCGGUCGGAGUUGCUGGGAUCCAGGAGGAAAACAAACAUGUCCAAGAACAAACGCCACAAGAGAAAGCACCUACUGCUCAUGCCAUUGGCCCCGAGGUCAGUGGAAGUGACUCCAGCAAAUCCGAGAACCUGGGCUUCAUCCAUGCCUUUGUAGCUGCCAUCUCUGUCAUCAUUGUCUCUGAGUUGGGAGACAAGACGUUCUUCAUCGCUGCCAUCAUGGCAAUGCGCUACAACCGCCUCACCGUGCUUUUGGGGGCAAUGCUAGCCCUUGGCUUUAUGACCUGCAUCUCCGUGAUGUUUGGUUAUGCCACCACCAUCAUCCCCAGGAUCUACACAUAUUACGUGUCUACGGCUCUGUUCGCCAUCUUUGGUGUGCGCAUGCUGAGAGAGGGGCUGAAGAUGAGUCCAGACGAGGGUCAGGAGGAGCUGGAGGAGGUGCAGGCUGAUAUUAAAAAGAAGGAUGAGGAGCUGCAGAUGUCUAAGCUGCUAAAUGGGGCUGCAGAUGUGGAGUCGGGCUCAGGAUCAAGCCAUCCUCAGAGGAAGUGGCACAGCUUCAUCUCGCCUGUGUUCAUCCAGGCCUUUACCCUCACCUUCCUGGCAGAGUGGGGAGACCGCUCUCAGCUCACCACCAUCAUCCUGGGUGCCCAGGAGGAUCCUUUUGGGGUGGCGGUGGGUGGUACUCUGGGGCACUGUCUGUGCACAGGACUGGCUGUGGUUGGAGGAAGGAUGAUUGCACAGAAGAUUUCUGUCAGAACUGUUACAAUCAUUGGUGGGAUCAUGUUCCUGGCCUUUGCCUUUUCUGCCCUCUUCAUCAAACCGGAUGCUGGAUUCUAAUUGGAGGGAAGACUUUCAGGCAAAUUUUGUACAUAUCUGUAAAGCUCAACUAUGUUUAUUUAGUGUGUGUGUGGUUGAGAGGGAGAAAUAUGGAGAAUAUUCUCUAAUGGGACUGAGCGAGUGUGUGAUUUCUGUUCUCUUGUCUUACUAAGUCUGUGAUCCCUCACCGGUCUGAGUCCUGUGGCCUACACUAAGGACAAGACUUACCUCUCCCUCACACUCAGGCCCGUCAGUACUGAGCUUGGGUCUGUUUAUUCAUUAAUUCCCCAUCCUUAUUAUUAUAUUAUGCUUUAAAGUCCUACUCCAAUCUAAUUUUCACCUCAUUUAACACCUGAUUUACGUAACGGGGGGCGCUUUCCUCUUUUGUUCUCUAUUGCACCAGUAUUGUUCCUCAAGCAAGCCGGGAGGUCAAUGACAUCAUAGGGCACCAUCAGACCAACUCAUCAAAAGCCCUACUCCUUGAAGGUUGCAGUUGCACCCCCCCAAAAGACACCUGUGCAAAUUAUUUUAUUUUUUACCCUUGUGUGUACUUUAAUGUAUUUAUACUUGGGAUAUUGCUUUUCAAUAGGAACAGUACGACAACAGAAAAUAUGUCGGCUGAACACUGACUCCAGGUCUGUCCCAUGGAGUCCAGUGUUAUGGCCACUGUGAAGCGAUUCAGUCCCUUUGAUCUAUGGCCAGGCCUCAGGCCAAUUCCCAUAUGUUUUGUUCCCCUCAGAAUAUCAUCUGAGAACAGUAACAUUGGGCUGCCUUUGCUUCAUAAACCCCAUAAUCAGUUGAUCUACCAUUUCUCCAGCUGUAUCAGGGAUGUGAAUCUUUUCACGGUUGUGAGUAUUACUGUUCAGCGAUUUCCAUCUGCUAGACAGGACAUGCCAGUUCUAAGCAUCAUGGGGAUCUUGACGCAGCAGUAACCCAUUCAGUGUCAGUAUUCUACAUUCCAGCUUCAAGGCAGCAAAGGGGGGAGGCACACCCCACGGCCAGUGUGUCCCAAUGGGGGCUGUGGGGGGAGCUAUAGGAGGACGGGCUCAAUGUCUGGAAUAGAACUGUAUCAAACCCCAUUUGACUCCGUUCCAGUAAUUCCAUUCCAGCCAUUACAAUGAAAGCUUCCUCCUAUAGCUCCCCCAUCAGCCUCCUCUGGUCUGUCUCCCACUCAUUGCUACUAGGGUUUAUUAAGAGGUUAUGUCUGAUGCCUACUGGCGACGAAAUCAUGGAACAAAAUAUUUCUUUGCUUCCUCCUAAAUUUCACUGCCGAUUUUUAAAAAGGACCUAAGCCACUAAGUCUACUGCACCUGUCCUGAGUGGUUGGUUAUGGUAGGUAUUUACAACUUUGAGGCACAGAUGAUGAUAUUUUUUGUGCACAGGGUAAUGUGACUCCAUUGUCAAUAUUUGACCAGUUGAACCCUGUGACGACCAAACAGGCGUGUACAUGUAUGUGGAUUGAGACAGAUGAACUUUUGAUUGUUGUAAAUCCUGAUCAAUGCUUAAAUGCUCAAUAAAACCUGUCUUGCCUAGA
Oncorhynchus gorbuscha (pink salmon) is the source of this 2645-nucleotide messenger RNA. Its product is annotated as transmembrane protein 165-like. Gene Ontology annotation, cellular component: Golgi apparatus. The transcript has 6 exons. The record is from RefSeq and is a predicted model, not a curated record. NCBI's taxonomy places the organism in Eukaryota, Metazoa, Chordata, Actinopteri, Salmoniformes, Salmonidae. Gene Ontology annotation, molecular function: manganese ion transmembrane transporter activity; calcium ion transmembrane transporter activity. Gene Ontology annotation, biological process: Golgi calcium ion transport; manganese ion transmembrane transport; Golgi calcium ion homeostasis. Bases 212 to 1132 code for a protein of 306 amino acids.